CGUUCUGGGCCAUGCCUCCCCUCCCUAUCUGCAGCCGGACUUAACUGGGCUCGGCUGGGCUGCUCUUGGUUCGUCUCCAUUUGGCUCUGUUCGGUUGUGCUCCACUAGGUUCGGCUAGGCUCUCAUUGGUUCGGCUCCAUUUGGAUCGGUUUGGCUGUGCUCGGCACCGCAGCCCCGGCUCGGCCCCGCCAUACGCGAGGGCUUGGUGGGCACAGUGGGACCACUGGACGUGGAGCGGAGGGUGGCCGUCUGGCGUUCAGGGAGAGAGAGAGAUGUCGUUGAAACCAUUCACCUAUCCAUUGCCCGAAACAAGAUUUCUUCAUGCUGGCAGGCAUGUGUACAAAUUUAAAAUCCGGUAUGGCAGCUUCAACAGCUCUCCCAAUCUCAGUCUCACUGAAAGCGCUGCCAAGGAGUUGGAGGAAGUGAUUCGAGUAAUCCUUGGAAAUCUUGAUGAUUUACAUCCAUUUUCUACAGACCACUUCACCGUCUUUCCAUAUUUGAGUAAAUGGGAGCAAGUAUCAAAAAUGAAAUUCAAACAUGAGAAUGUCCAUCUCAUGCCUUAUCCCUACAUUUGUACGUUGUAUCUAGAAUUGAACUCAUUCCAGGGAAAUAUAUCUUGUGGUAAAGAAGUAAACAAGGGCAGUGAUGAGCUUGUCAGGAAAAGAAAUGAAAUGUCAGAAAGUACUGCAAUGAAAGAAGCAGUGAAGAGAAGAAGAGUGGAAAUUAGAGAUGAUACCUCAUGCCCACAGUCCUGUAUGGACAGAACUGGAGCUGACUGUGUUCACCACAUGAGUAAAGCAGAGCAAGGAUUUGAAAAGAAUUCCUCCAAAGCAAAUGAGCUUGAGUUCAGCACAGCAUCCCUUACUAAAGACUGUGAUCAACUGAGUUUCUGCGGGCCUGUGGAAUUUGCCCUUGAACAAAAAAGAGCAGUCAGUCAGGCUGAGGGUGCAGUGCAGCUGCUGCAGCAAGUGGACCAAACAGGAAAGAAAGGAAACAUGAAGUCAGAAGGAAGAGGUCUCUCACAGUUCUGGAGAAGCAUCAUCUUUUCGCCACUACAACAUCUUUUUGGUGGAAAAAACUGACCUGGAAGUACUAAUUGUUGUGGAAAGGUAGAUUUGUAGUAUGAAUAUUGGGUUGCACUGUUUCUUCUGUAAGCAUUGUAAACCUUUCUCCAAGCAUUGCUUAUCUCAGCUAUUAAGUGUUUUAAAUUAAAUUCUACUUUGCUAAUGCUUUCAAAGUAACAUUCUGAAGAUGUUGGGUUAGAACAACAUGUUGGGUUUUUCUUCACAUCUUAGAAGUUUUGGAAUAAAGCAAGAAACUUUAG
Zonotrichia leucophrys gambelii is the source of this 1324-nucleotide messenger RNA. RefSeq names its product membrane anchored junction protein (gene MAJIN). Gene Ontology annotation, cellular component: nuclear inner membrane. The transcript has 11 exons. Gene Ontology annotation, biological process: homologous chromosome pairing at meiosis; meiotic attachment of telomere to nuclear envelope. The coding region runs from base 273 to 1082 and encodes 269 amino acids. Gene Ontology annotation, molecular function: DNA binding. The record is from RefSeq and is a predicted model, not a curated record. Lineage: Eukaryota; Metazoa; Chordata; Aves; Passeriformes; Passerellidae.